This is a messenger RNA of Penicillium longicatenatum, 768 nucleotides long. RefSeq names its product alpha/beta fold hydrolase. The transcript has 2 exons. Lineage: Eukaryota; Fungi; Ascomycota; Eurotiomycetes; Eurotiales; Aspergillaceae. Bases 1 to 768 code for a protein of 255 amino acids. The record is from RefSeq and is a predicted model, not a curated record.
AUGGAGUCCUCCACGCUUAAUCUAGACGCAUCAGCAAAGCCCAUGCCAACCACAGAACUCUUCUACAAAUCCCUAAAUCCAAGCGCCACAGAAACAAUCCUACUGAUUCACGGCGCCUGCGGUGGCCACAAAGAAUGGGACGACGUCGCACCAGACCUAAUCCUGAAGGGCUACCACGUCCUCCUCCCUGACCUCCCAGCCCACGGCAACUCUUUAAAAAAAACGCAAGCCAAACAAAGCCGCGCACAUAUAGUAGGCUUAAGCCUAGGCGCGCACAUCGCAGCUUGUAUAGCCGAGCACGCCAAACCAGGCAUGAUCCUAUCUGUCAUUGCAUCGGGGUACAAUACCAUCCCGCAACCGCAUUUCCUUACACCCAUACUUACGCCGCCUAUAUUCGUGCUCCAUCAUAUAACGAAUUUCGUGGCUUGUCCCCGGGAAGAGCUGGCGCAGUUGAAGAAUGGGGAAGCGGGGUAUGGGCUUAUGGCGGCAGUCGUGAAGGCGAUUUGUGAGCCCAGGAAGAUUGGGGCGAUCCGUGUUAGGCUUUUGGCUGUCUGUGCGGCUUCUCCAGAAACGUAUUUGGGCAGGGACAAGGUCAAAUGUUCGAGGAUGCUACUUGAACGUGUUGUUGAUGGGGAUGGGAGCAGGGCUGUUUUGCAUCGGGGUAUUAGACAUGGGUGGCAUAUGGAGGAGCCGGCAAUGUUUGCGGAGAUGAUUUUGGCAUGGGUUAGAGAGGAGAAGUUAGACGAUGCUUUUGAAGAUAUGGAGUAA